Messenger RNA from Adineta ricciae, 372 nucleotides. The record is from the annotation of a GenBank genome assembly. Lineage: Eukaryota; Metazoa; Rotifera; Eurotatoria; Adinetida; Adinetidae.
AUGGGCUAUGAGCCCAUUCUUGGCGCCGCCACUAACUGUGAGAUCGGUCUGAUCAAAAAUGCUCAAGACGAUUAUGGUCAGGCGAUCUUUUUCUAUGACAAAGCACUUGAAACUGCCGAGACUCUUCCGGUGACUGAUCCAUGGUUCACUAAUGUGUACAAAAGUUACAAACAAAAUGAAAAUUCGAACAAAGAACGUACUUUUCCAGAUGAAUUCAAUCAACAGCUUGACCAAAAAGUUUAUGAAUGGUUCGCAACUCAACGUAGUAAGAAUAUUCCAACUGCAGGCCCGCUUACACACGAACAAGCAGGGCAAAUUCGUCAACAACUGGAUCCAACAAAUGAUGAUGACUUUAAAGCUAGUAAUGGUUGA